This is a messenger RNA of Maylandia zebra (zebra mbuna), 1845 nucleotides long. It is a transcript of the gene arpp19a, whose product is annotated as cAMP-regulated phosphoprotein 19a. Gene Ontology annotation, molecular function: protein phosphatase inhibitor activity. Gene Ontology annotation, cellular component: cytoplasm. The record is from RefSeq and is a predicted model, not a curated record. Lineage: Eukaryota; Metazoa; Chordata; Actinopteri; Cichliformes; Cichlidae.
AAUCUGAACUCCGUACCCGGUGCGUGUGCAUGGCGGGAGCGCGCGUGGUGUCUCCGCAUGUGACGUAGUAUUGUGUGAGGGAGUGAGCGCUCGGCAGCUCUCGGUUGGGUUCGGUGAGUCAGAGUCGAAUCGGGCGAGCAACACGCGAGCGGGGGAUUUGUGGAACACUUGUUCGGCUGGUGAGCGGUCUCCUGACAAAAAUCACAACUGUUUAAACAUGUCGGGGGAUAACGAAGAGACUCAGACAGCUGAGGAGACGCCGGUGGAAGAGAAGGAGGUUCAGGAAAAGACGAUCAGCCCCGAGAAGGCAGAAGAGGCUAAACUGAAAGCAAGAUAUCCAAAUUUGGGAAAUAAACCCGGAGGGUCGGAUUUACUUCGGAAACGCCUUCAGAAAGGGCAAAAGUACUUUGACUCUGGUGACUACAACAUGGCAAAAGCAAAGAUAAAGAACAAACAGCUGCCAACAGCUGCACCAGAGAAGACCGAGAUCACAGGGGACCACAUCCCCACCCCCCAGGACCUGCCCCAGAGGAAACCCUCUCUUGUGGCCAGUAAACUGGCAGGCUGAUGUACACGCAGCCUCAGAUGGCCCCCUCAGCACCUCCCAGCCCCUAAUCCUCUCCACUUAAGUCUCAGAGAUUUAAUAUUACCUCUCCUAUGUCUCACUUUAUCACUCCACCCUCUCCACACUGGCCUGGGCCCCACCCAACUGGAUUCCACACCUCCAGGUCAACCAUGUCAAAUCCUCUUUUUUGUUUCAACCCACCCUUUGGCUUUUUCUCUACUGCCACCACAUCCUUUCCUCUGUUAUUGUCCUCCUACAUUUCCUUCAUGUCUUGUCUUUACCUCCAUGUUUGUCCAUGUACACUGAAGAAACGGUCUGUGAUGCCUCUGAACAAUGGAUGGACAGCAGAUAUGACUGUUUACGAGCUGAAGUGAGGGGCGAGCAGCAGAAGCUUGCAUCUUGUGAGGUUUGGGCACGGGGGGGAUUUAGUGUGGUGUUCAGUCUGGAGAUUAUGAUUGUGUGUGUGUGUGUGUGUAUGUAUCUGAUAUAUAUUUGUCUGGCACAGGGGCAGAAUGUUUUACAUCAGAUUUGUAUUAUUCACUGUAUGACCUUACUCUAAAUUAUGCUGUCAAUAUGCUUGAAUGAUUGAAUAUAGUAAUUCAGAGGCCAAGUUCCAUUUUAUUAACACUAUGAUUGUGUCUGCAUUAAAGGACCUUGCAGUAAAGGCUGGGGUGUCACUUUGAACUGCAUGUGUGAUGCUGGGCUCCCGAAGGUGAAGCUUCACAUACCGCAUUUUUAUUCAUCAAGGUGCACUGAGCAGAUGUUUAAAAGAGAUGCUAAAAAGCUUGGGUGCGGCUCAAAUGCUGGUAGCAGGUAGUUCCUUCAAGAAGUGUCAGAAAUAGAUCCUCUUCUUAAAAGAGCAAAAUGCAGUGUUUUUAAGUUUACACUGUGUGCUGCUCCAUUUUAUAUGCCGACACAGUCCUCUCCUAAGGAUGGAGUCAUCAUGAAUGAAUCAGGUUUUAAAGGGUUAGAGGGGAUACAGGACCUGAAGGGUAAAAUCCUUCAGAGGGACCAGUCUUUAUGCUGUAUACAUUGGUGGACAAAAACAAGGAACAAAUAGUGUAAGUUUUGGGGAAAUAAUCUUGUGUAAUCAUGACUUAAAGUAGUUUUAUCUUUAGCCCUGCAUAGUGCUUUUCCAGAAGUUUUUACUGGCCAGAUGCAAUUUACUUGUGGUGUGAUAAAUCAAAGCUAGGACAUCUGUCCAAGUUGUGCAUGUACAUGGCUGCCCUGCUGUCACAUUGUGCCAUUUUGUUUUGUAAAUAAAGUAGUUUUGCACAAUA